GAAUUAUUUAUAGAUGACACUACUUAACACUAAUAAUACUGUUCAUUUUUAUGUAAAUUCGAGUUAGUUGGUUGUUCACUCUAAUCAAAUCACUAGAAUCGUAAUAACCCAAAGUUUGAAAUUCUCAAAUGCUAAUUGCCCCAAAAUAUAGCGAGCAAGUUCCUCUAAAGCAGCGAAAAUGGAAGAGAUAGAACACAAGUACACCGAAGUCAACGGGCUGAAACUUCACACGGCGGAAAUCGGAAGCGUCUCUUCGCCGGCGGUGGUUUUCCUACACGGAUUUCCGGAAAUAUGGUACUCCUGGCGACACCAGAUGAUCGCCGUCGCCAAGGGCGGUUUCAGAGCCAUCGCACCCGAUUACAGAGGAUACGGGCUAUCCGACCCGCCGCCCCGACCCGACGAAACCACAUUCUCGGAUCUCAUAGCUGAUCUCCUUGCUCUCAUUGAUUCUCUUAACCUCUCCAAGGUUAUUCUAGUUGGUAAAGAUUUUGGAUCACGGAUUGUUUACUUAUUCUCACUGCUUCAUCCUCUAAGAGUAGCUGGAUUUAUCACAUUAGGCGUACCUUUUAUUCCUCCAAAUCGUCCCUCAGUUGUGAAGCUCCAUUGCGAAGGUUCCUAUAUCUCUAGAUGGCAGGAACGAGGACGAGCUGAGGCUGAUUUCAGCCGGUUUGACACUAGAACAGUGGUAAGAAAUAUCUACAUUCUUUUCUCGCGAAGUCAAGUGCCGACAGCUCUUGAGAACCAGGAGGUUAUGGAUAUCGUGGACUCGUCCACUCCUUUACCGCCCUGGUUCACUGAGCAAGACCUCGACAUAUACGCUUCUCUGUAUGAGAAAUCUGGAUUCCAAACUGCAUUGCAAGUUCCAUAUAGAUCGUUGAAGGAAGAGUUCGACAUUGCAAAUGUGAAAGUUGAAGUUCCUGCAUUGGUGAUCAUGGGUGGUAAGGACUACUCGCUGAAUUUUCCUGGGAUUGCGGAAUACAUAAAGAGUGGAGUGGCGAAGACUUAUGUGCCCAAGUAUGAAACAGCAUUCUUGCCGGAGGGUUCCCAUUUUAUGCAGGAGCAAUUCCCUCACCAAGUUAGUCACCUAAUACUCAAAUUUCUUUGCAAUCACAGUUGAUUUUGAGGUGCAGCUGAAAUUGUUUUCAAGGUUGCCACACUUUUUCUUUUUUAUUUAUUUGAUCAGAUGACUGGAUGAUCUAGCCAUCCGGUCAGAUUAUUUGGCUGCCCGAUCAGAUGAUCUGGCCGUCCUAGCCGCCCACCGACAAGAUGAUCUAUCAAUUUUUACCAGGCUAGAUAAACUCUUCAUCGAUAGUUGUCAAAUUAUUUUACUUCUAAAAUUUUUAUUACACAUUUAUGACUGAUAAUUAUCAAAUCGGUCAAAUAUGUAAAACUUUCACAAAAAAAAUCAAGUAAAAGUUAUCAGCA
This is a messenger RNA of Salvia miltiorrhiza (redroot sage), 1425 nucleotides long. RefSeq lists its product as uncharacterized. The transcript has 4 exons. Gene Ontology annotation, molecular function: hydrolase activity. The record is from RefSeq and is a predicted model, not a curated record. Lineage: Eukaryota; Viridiplantae; Streptophyta; Magnoliopsida; Lamiales; Lamiaceae. Bases 179 to 1117 code for a protein of 312 amino acids.